GUGCUUGCAAAUAGGCCUGAUAUCAUAAGAGAAGAUUACAUGAAUGAACUUUGCAUUCUUCAAGAUGACGUUCCUGCAUUUCCUAAUCAGGUUGCUUUUAACAUCAUAGAAGAGGAAUUGGGCCAGCCUCUUGAAGCUGUUUUCAGCAAAAUUUCUUCAGAAACUAUUGCAGCUGCAAGUUUGGGUCAAGUAUACCGUGCUACUUUACGUGCUUCAGGGGAAGAUGUUGCCAUAAAGGUUCAAAGGCCUCAGAUAGAGCCUAUCAUCUACAGAGAUCUUUUUCUCUUCCGCACUCUGGCUUCAUUCUUGAAUGGCAUCAGUCUACAGAAACUGGGGUGCAACGCGGAGCUUAUAGUUGAUGAAUUUGGUGAGAAGCUAUUGGAGGAGUUGGAUUAUACCUUGGAAGCUCGUAAUAUCGAAGACUUCUUGGAGAAUUUCAAAGAUGAUCCUACUGUUAAAAUACCUCGGGUUUACAGACAGCUUUCUGGUCCACGUGUUUUGGUAAUGGAGUGGAUCGAUGGAAUCCGGUGCACUGAUCCACAGGCAAUCAGAGAGGCAGGAAUUGAUAUAGGUGGAUUUUUGACUGUUGGAGUUAGUGCAGCCUUACGGCAGCUACUUGAAUUUGGCCUAUUCCACGGCGACCCUCACCCUGGGAAUGUCUUUGCCAUGCGUGACGGACGCAUUGCCUAUGUGGAUUUUGGCAAUGUUGCUGUGCUUAGUCAGCAAAAUAAACAGAUUCUGAUUGAUGCUGUUGUGCAUGCGGUGAAUGAGGACUAUGGCGAGAUGGCAAAUGAUUUUACCAGGCUUGGAUUCCUAGCUAGUGGAACUGAUGUUGCCCCCAUUGUUCCAGCAUUAGAAGCAAUAUGGCAAAACUCCCUUGAAAAAGGACUUGCUGAUUUUAAUUUUAGAAGUGUUACAGGCAAAUUCAAUCAACUAGUUUACAACUAUCCUAUCCGGAUACCAGAAAGGUUUUCUCUCGUUAUUCGCUCCCUAUUGACUCAAGAAGGCAUUUGUUUGACCCUGGAACCAGAUUUCAAGUUUCUGGAGGUAGCCUAUCCUUAUGUGGCAAAGCGUCUCCUAACAGAUCCUAACCCAGCUUUACGUGAACGCCUUAUACAGGUUCUGUUCAAGGAUGGUCUCUUCCAGUGGAAACAACUGGAGAACCUGAUAACUCUAGCAAAGGAAAAUGUCACAAAACUGAGCGAAAACCCUGCAUUUCGAGGGAAUAAUAGAGGAACCAGCAAACAUUUGAAGAUUGAACAGAAACUAGACCUCACUGACACAAUCAAGGAUGGAGCUCGACUUUUCAUACUUGAUGAAGGAAUUCGCAGGCAGCUUCUUCUUGCUUUGACCGAAGACUCCAAGCUUCACAUUGAAGAAGUAGUUGAUGUAUAUAGACUGCUUGAAGACCAGGUAGAUGUACCUUCAAUGGCUUUAGGACUAGCACAAGACUUACCAUCUGUUGCUCGAGAUAUAUUGCUUUCAUGAAGUGCCUCUGUAUUAUCAGACCGAUAGUUCCCUUCUGAGUGUAUUCCUCGACGCUGAUAAUAUUUAAAUUUGUUAUCCUUAUGUAAAGUUGAGUUCUCCCUCUCCGCCCUUCCCUUCUUUCUCUUAUUUCUUCUCCUCUUGGUCGCAUUUUUCCUGUGUGAUCCAGGUGGAAUCUCCAAAGUUUUGGGUAAAUAUAUUUGUAUAGUUACAGGGGAAGCAGUAAAGAUAUGAAAGUCGUGUAAUAUGAGAAAUUCGUGUUGAUAACACCAAAAUUUCACAGGUAUGAUGCAACGUGCAAACGUAUCGAAAAGAGAGCAUCAUGUAUAGUAGUGAUUCUUAUGCA
Messenger RNA from Nicotiana tabacum (common tobacco), 1831 nucleotides. The record is from RefSeq and is a predicted model, not a curated record. Lineage: Eukaryota; Viridiplantae; Streptophyta; Magnoliopsida; Solanales; Solanaceae.